Pseudonaja textilis is the source of this 1171-nucleotide messenger RNA. The record is from RefSeq and is a predicted model, not a curated record. Lineage: Eukaryota; Metazoa; Chordata; Lepidosauria; Squamata; Elapidae.
GCCUCAGUUGCGAGGUCGGCGACAGCGGCGGAAAGGUCGUCGGGACCGUCUCGCUCUUCUUCUCGUCAUGUCGUUUCGCCAGCGAAGCCCCUUGGCCGGCCGGACUCGUAGCAGCAGAUCAACCUCUUCGUGGAGUCAAGGCAGGAAGCGCGAUGCAGACGGAAAGCACAGGAAUACACACGAGCCCAGCGGCCCAACCAUUGAUUAUGAUGCAUACAGUCUGGCAGAUGGCAGAUCGGAGAGUUUCACAACCCCAGAGGGUCACAAGCCCCAUUCGAGAUGUUCAGACUGGGGGAGUGCAGUUGAAGAAGAUGAAAUGAGGACUAACGUCAACAGAGAAAUGGCAAGAUACAAAAGAAAGCUUCUAAUAAAUGAGUUUGGAAGAGAAAGGAAGACCUCUACUGGAAGUUCGGAUUCAAAGGAAUCCACAGCAGCCGUGGAACUGGAGACUGACGAGGCUGUUCUAAUGAGGAGACAGAAACAAAUCAAUUAUGGGAAGAAUACAUUGGCAUAUGACAGAUACAUUCAAGAGGUUCCUAGGUGUCUACGGGUUCCAGGGGUCCAUCCAAGGACUCCAAAUAAAUUUAAAAAGUACAGCCGGAGAUCUUGGGAUCAACAGAUCAGGCUUUGGAAAGUUGCGUUGCAUUUUUGGGACCCUCCCCACGAAGAAGGCUCCGAUGCCCAAGGACUUAGCCCUGUUGAUCUUGGUGAUAUGGAAACAGAAUCUGUAGGAAGUAAUUCCUUGGUGUUGCAGGGAAGUUCCCAAGAAAACAAUGUGAAUUGCACAGGCCCCAGCCAAAGCGAGGAGAAGGAUUGAGCAUCGGCUUGAUGACAAAGUCCAGCUCGAGGCACCUUCUGGUAUGAAGCUUGUGUCCCCGGUAGAAUCGAGCGUCCUGCUGCAGGCUCCGUUUUCAGGAAGGGGCAACCCCAGUAGAUUCAGACAGAAAUAAGAAAUUCUCCUGCGUUGCCAUCCAGAGCGGUGGCAACGUUGAGGUGAAAAUCACUGUUUCUCUGGACCUUUUUUUGAAUGCCUAAAAACGGAGUCCUAGGUAAUUGAUGUGACUGCCUAAUUUAUAUGCCUGCGUAUGAAACGCAGGUUGCUUUGAAAGCGGUUGUCCUGUAGUUAAGACAAAACCAGGAUGGGCAACGUUGCCACAGUUUUAGCAGUUAU